CCGUUUUCUUGUAAUUGUUGACGAUGUGUGCGUUUGCGCGUCGAUAUUGUGCCCCAGUGCUGCCCUCAUGUUUGAGUUUAUUUAAAUUAAUCACCGCUGCGCCGCGCUAAACAAACAAACAAAAAAAAAGAAGUACAAACAGAACAGAGUAGACGUUGCAAAACUGUUCGUAAUAAGACUCGUACUUCAAACCCGACAUCGCUUUUGGAUACGGUAGCAGACAUGAAAGCUGCCAAGGCCAGAAUUUGAAGUUACCUGUCUCAUUCGAGACAAAACGAAUGGUUAGGUUACGAACUCCCACGGUCAAUGUUAAGCAGCCCUUUGUGUAGAAGUGAAGACAACGUCCAAAGUGGUUAAAAUCGCAUCCGUAACCUGUUGCAAUACGUAUUGCUGGGAUACGCAUGCGCCAUCCAUAUCGUUCAGAAGAUUCAGUCAGCUGCCUCGGGCUCUGUCUACACCAAGCAACGAUUUCAGCACCGUACAGUGUGUAGAACACCAGCGGCAGCAGUCUCGUGGUUCAUCCGACUGCUAAGAGAGUUUGAGUCUUCACCCUGUUAACUCUUGAACCCAAGCUGCCUCAACAAUGGCCGCUUCUGGUCUGGAUUCAGCUUUUCAAAUGGCCCUGAGAGAGGAGGUAGUAAUAUAUGACAGAGAACAAAAUGGGUUUGAGUGUGUGUACUGUGAGGUGAAGCUCACAGGAGAAGAAAGUACCAUUGACCACCUUAAAAGCAAGUUGCACCGGGAGAAUGGAGCCAGGUUUGCCAUUAUGAACCUAGAAAGGUCUCCAUCUUCAAUAAAGGCUCUCUUACCAGAGGUGGUCAUAGCUGCUGUGAAGGCUGGAGAUAUAUCUGUCAUUCAUUCGAAUGAAAUCUUGUGUCACGUGUGCAAUUCACCAAAUAGUGGCGUUGUCUCUCUGGAAGCUCAUCUUUCAAGUAAAAAUCACCUGAAAAAGAAAAAUGCUGGUGCCCCAGUCAGAACUCCUACUCUGGAUGCGUCACCAUCUUUAAUUCAAAACUAUACUUCUAAGGACCCUGACGUAGAUCGAGCUGUCAGAGAGGAGACUGUACUCUGUAAUAAUUCAAAUGACUUUCUCUGUGUUCCGUGUGACUUGAGGUUUAAUGGAGAGAAAUCGCUGAAGCAACAUCUCGACUGUGGAAAACAUGAAGAAGCUUGUGCAAAGUUAGUCAUUAGAGACAUCACAAAAGCUUCAAGUUAUCAAAUAAGUAAGCUUCCUGAAGCAGUCAGAAAAGCUGCCAGAGAAAAGUCAGUGCUGGUUACGGAUUCGGAACAGUUGUUGUGUACCAUCUGUGGUACUACAGUUGGGGGGAUCACUCCUCUCAAUGACCACUUGGUAGGAAGUGACCACAGAAGGAAAUCACUGCUACUACUCGCUGCUCAGUCCAGUAGACACACACCAGAAAGUAAUGGAGUGUCUUCAAACAUAGCUCCACAUAGUACAACAAUGGCAGAUGGUCCAUCAUCGCAAGCCACCAAUGCAAUAAUAGCAGCUGCACGGGAUGAAGGGAUAAUUGAUGAAACUGAUAAUGCACUGGAAAAAUUUUCCUGUAAGUGCUGUAACAAGAAUUUCAACAAUGAGGGGCCCUUGUUGGAUCACUUGAAGAGCAAGAACCAUUCAAAAAAAAAAAAACUUUACUUGGAGAGUCGGAGUUUGACAGUUCCUCCACCUGACCAUCAGAUGGAAGCCUCACCAUCGAACUCUUCACCUCUUAAUUUAAACUACUCUGUUAUAUCGGACGUUCGCGGCCAUGUCUACGUUUUUAAUUACUCGUUUAAAAAAACUCAGAAAGCUCGUAUAGGAGCUGAACAUGACUCCAACAGACUCAGUGAAACCUUUUCAAAGAUGGGAUAUGAGGUUUUCCUUCAUGAAGAUCUCACAAGGGAUGAGACAAUCGAACAUCUAGAUAAGAUAAGAAAGAAACCAGAGUUGAAUGAGAUCGACUCCUUCAUCAUGUUCUUCUUGAGUCACGGUUUGGACGCGUACACCUUCCUCGCCAAUGAUGAGGGAAAGCUGGAUCUGCGUUUGAUCCGGAGGAAGUUCACGGACAGGAGGUGUCCUUAUUUGAGGGGCAAACCUAAAAUUUUCAUGGUAAAUUACUGUCGGGGAGAUCAAAUGCAAAAGAAGGAUGACACCGAAUUUGAUGACAUAGAGGUUCCAAAUGACAUGGCGACGAUCCAUGCAGCUGCAGAAGGUGUCAUGGCCAAGCGAAAUCGAACGUCAGGCACCAUUUUUGUUGCCUCUCUAUGUAAGGUGCUGCGACAGCAUGCUCGUGACUUAAACCUGAAAGAUAUUUACACUGUGCUCCAUGAGGAGAUGAGGAAAAAUAAUGGGACCAAACCCAUGUGGGAGGACUACGGUUUUAAAAAUUUCAAGUUCAAUCCUGCAGAUUCAUGACUGCCUGCUUGCCAUUCCCAUAGUGUCUGUUUGCAAAGGACCACCGAAAUUGUCUAGGUACAAAGGAACAGACAAAGGCUGUAUGUUACUUCUAUCAGUGGCCUUUGCCUAAAUAGUUGAAAGAAAAAUCAGUAUUUCUAUUUUGGUUCUUCCUAAAGAAACUUUGGUGAACUUGUUUCAUAGGAGUGCUCAUUUAUUCUGAUGAGAUGUAUUAUGCCUUGUAAGUUACAGAUUUCUCUUGCUUUGUUCUAACAGCAGAUUUUAAUCAUUCCACAGUAAAUAACGUACAUAUCUUAUCGUGAGUUUUAACGCUGAAAUUCAUUAAAAGUUUCCAUGACCUAACCUUUCCUAAAAGUGUGAAGUAGAAAUGACACUUCCAGCUUGGUGAGGAGUGGCUAGCAACAUGGUGCUUAACAACAUCAGGCUUACUAAGUGCCUUAUGUUAAAAUUCUAAAUGCCUGAGAGGACUACAAUAUGGUAUAUCUUAGUCAUUGGUUAUGAAAAUUGUCAAUUUUGGUGACUCAAUUCUUUGGGAUCAAAGAAAAGACCACUUACACCAAUUAAUCUUCGAGUUCUUGCUGCCUUGCAUUUCCUGUUUUAUUUCUGAGCACUAAUAAUUCUUGUGAGGCAACUGCCAUGGGUGUUUCCUUGUUGACAAAAAAUAACAUUAACAUAGAAACUGUGAUACUUAAUUUAAGCAUGGCAUUUGUUGCGUCACGUCUGCAAACUUUGCUUUGUCAGAGGACCCAUUCUCAAUGUUGUGAGAUGAGUCUUAACCAGAUAAACUUGCCCUUGACUACAUUCAGUUUGGUACUCAUAUCUUGAGCAAUUAGCCCUAAUUUUAACCCUGCCAAUGCUGCCCACGCCUUAUGCUGUUCGAUUCACGCCAAGCAAAAGCUUGGCGUGAAUCGAACCCAAAGAAAACUUCAUAUCUUCCAGUCGGUAGAAUGCAGUUUCAUCACCCCUGCCUUGGAAGACUUACACCCUGUUACCCAAUUUGCCAUCUGUGAUCACUGUCUCUGUGAAAUCAAAUAAAAAAAAUCAGCCAACUUUAUUCAAGCGCAUAAGUACAGACUCUUCUCUGAAACUAAGUCUGCUUCUGUAAUUACUUUCAAUGUGUCCGGAGCAGCUGAGUUUACACAGUGAUGCCAUCAGUGAAGUCUUGCAAACUGAAUUUCUUAUCUUUAGGCCAAGAUGGUCAUGGAUUUACAAAUACAAUUUUGUUCCCUAAAGUUGUUAUUUUUCUGAUAAUUUCUGAGUCGAGCAGGUAUGUGGAUUUGCAAAGGUUUUUUAAGUUAUCUCAGUACGGGAGCGUGAUAUAUAUUGUGCUCUGUUCAUUUAAGAUUUCCACUGUAUAUGUGGUAGACAUUCACUAUGUCUGCUACAUCUGACCAAUGCUGUAAGCAUUCCGUUUUUAAUACAUCGUAGGGGGCAUCAAGUGUCUUUCAUUUAUACUAUUCUAGUGAUUAGCAAUACCUUGUCUUUUUUGUACUCGGUGAGGCUUCUGUCCACGUUAUGACACCCAUUCUGGCAAUUUUUUUUUUUUUUUUUUUUUUUUUUUUAAACAGCAAUACACACUGUCCUUUAUCAGAGUAUGUUGGAGAAAGAACAAUACAAGAGGGGUCAAAAUGAGGAGUUGAAAGUCACCAAAACCUGAGCGGCACUGUCAUCACAGUUGACUCAGGAAAGUCAACUACGUGAUUGGGUUUUGCUUGACGUACCAAUGUACCACUUGGGAAAGUGUGCUGGCGCGUAAGACAAAAUCCAACUCCAUAGUUGACUGAAGUUGGAUUUUGCCUGACGCACCAUUCUACCUCUGGGGAAAGUAUACUGGUACCUCUAGGGAAAGUAUACUGGCCCAACAUACAAAAUCCAACUCCAUAGUUGACAAUGGAGUUGGAUUUUGCUUGACGCACCAGUGUAACUCGGGGGAAAGUACACUGUCGCCAGACAGAGACCCAGGAAUGUUUGGAAUCAACUUAAUUUAGGCUACAAAUAAUUUUGAAGACUUCUUAAAGAUUAAGAGCAGGGUAUGAUGGGUCAUAGCCCACAAAGAUGAGAUAAAGUAUCCAUUAAAUGGAGCAUACAAUCAAACCAUUUACACGAAGGAGAUAUAUUUCAUCGUAUUAUUAUUUGAUACAUUUAGUUCUUGUAGCUAAUAAUGAACAGGAUCAGUAUAUCACAACGAAAGACUUGGUAUUAUUGGUCUCUCCGGCUGUUGACUAAUAAAGAAUAUGUAAGUGAAUGAAUGGCCACAGCUCCUCAAAGUGGGUGAGGAACUUGGACACCCAGCAGGAUCUAAACCCACAUCCUUCCAGUGGCUAGAUUGUCAUUACAGUACUAAUUCCCUAUCAUUCUUUUGUCCUUAGUUGUAAUAUGCAGUUAUUUGCACUUUUGCCAAAGCAAUCAAGGGGAUGAAUUUAUCCACACACUGACAAAACUGUGGGAAAAGAACGCAGGGCAGAAUGUACGUUGGACGCUAUAGGGUGGAGGGAACCACACUGUUCUAAUAAACCCUGCUCAGUCAGUCAGACAAAGCAAGGACACAAUUAUGGAAUGUUGCUCAAUGUGAAACUCUGAAAGGAAACUUAUUGAAGGUUUUCAGAUCUGAUAAUAUAGGUGAAUUUUUUAUGAAUAAUGAUUUGCCUUCUUUUUUCAAGAGUAAAAAGGAAAUGUACAACAGAGGUCUGUUAGGUAAUACCCAGAGCAGAGUGGUGUUGCCGAGAGGCAAAAUAGGUCAACAUUUGAAGCAGGUAAAAGUAUGAUGUUUAACGCUCUAUGUUCCAAGAAAUUGUGGGCAGAAGCCCUCAAUACUACUUUGUAUGUACAGACCAAAGCACCCCAUACUGGUGCUGAUAAUUGUAUUCCUGAAGAGAAUCACUGGACUGCCUAUGAAAUAUUUAAUUCGAGUGUGUUUGGUUAUGAUGCAUGUGGGCAUGGACGUACGCAGGUUAGAGGUGACAAGUUAGAUGCAAGAAGUCAGUGUUUGGGUUUUGUUGGGUAUGACAGAGAGCAAAGGGUAUUGAUUGUUUGAUCCUGAUAAACCAAACAGUAUUUCUGUUGGGCAUAGUGUGCAGAUUGAUUACGUAAUGUAAGUUUACUUUUUGCUCUGAGGGUGUCAUUGAUGUUGUUAAAUCUCCAGUGGCUAAUUUAUUAGGUUGAGAGAAAUGAUGUAGAGGAAGUUCCUGUUGAUGAGGAAGAAGAUGAGUUCCUUGAUACUGAACAUGGUGACUUUUUGGGGGGCGGGGCAGGAAUGUAGGUAAGAGAAUUAGUGGAGAAAUUAGUGAAAAUGUGCAAAAUAGGAGGCACCCACUGAGAGACAGGAAAAGGAAAGAGUUUCCUGAUUUUGAGAUGCAUACUGCAUUUUUUUUAAUGUUGUGUUUGAUGAUCACUUUGAACCAAAUACUCUUAGUCGGGCCCUAGAAGGCAAAGUAAUAUUCACUUUAAAAAAGCUAUAAAUGAAGAGAUUCAGUCUUAGAAAAUAAAGUGUGAGGAUCUUGUUGAGAAGCCUGUUGGGUAAAAUGUAAAUGGGUAUUUUUAAAGAUUAAGCGGAAUUGUGAUGGGGAUGUUGCUAAGUUCAAAGCUCGACUAGUAGCUGUGGGAUGCUAUCAAAUAUAUCCUAUUGAUUUUUUAGAUACCUAAACCCCAGGUGUUGGAUACAGUACAUUAAGACUGUUCUUUUGUCUGUCUGUUAAACUUGAUCUGCAAAUUCACCACGUUGACAUUUCUGCACCCUUUUUAAAUGGUGACUUAGAGAGGAAUUAUCUAUGUGCUCAGCUGAAGGUUUUGUAACAGAUAAUGGUAAAAUGUGCAGUGCAUGGGCUCAAACAAGCAGGUAGAUGUUGGUAUGAGAAAGUAUGAAUCGUUUCUGUGUGGAAGAAAGGAGCUGAACUUGUCAUUGUUGCACUUUAUGUUGACCAUUUUUUGUCUGUAUGAGAGUAACAAGGACUGAGUGACUGUUAAGUUGGACCAAAUUGUCAUCCAAAUUUCAAAUGCUAGAUUGUGUUAUUGCUAAGACUCAUUGAAAGUGGUCUGUUGUUAUGUAAUAGUAAAGACUGUCCCAAAGAUGUGCCAUAUCAACAAGCGAUUGGUGGAUUGUAGUACUACUUGUCACUAUGUACUAGACCUGAGUUUGCUGACGCAGUGAGUUACUCGAGUCAAUUCAAUGAUAGUUAUGGUAAGGAGCACUGGCAUGCUAUUCUAAGGAUUUUCAGAUACCUAAAAGGAACUAUGCAGUUUGGAAAUAAUUAUUCAAAAUCUGAAAAUUAUGUAACAGGUUUUUGUGACGGUCCUUUUAGUUGGGAGAGUAGAAAGCAGGAAGUAACAGCAUUAUCGAGUACUGAAGCGCAGUACAUUACCCAUGGGUGUAAAGCAUUUUUGAGAGGUUUUCUUUUUGUACUAUGCAGUAGAUCUGGAAGUGUUCUGAUCUACCUUUAAUGAUAAUACGAGUGCACUGAAGCUGACUGAGCAUGAAGGCUUUCAUGCCAGAACCAAAAGUAUUGAUGUGAGCCUGAGGUAUCAUUAUGUAAGAGAGAGUUGUGUAGACUUGAGAAAGUGUGUCUGUGCCACAUGUCAACGAAAGAUAUGUUGGCUGAUGUGCUGACUAAGGGUCUAAGUGCACAAAGUCAAGUCAAAUGUGUCAAGGAAAUGGGAAUUGAGUGUCUCGAUUAAGGGAGUGUGUUGUGAGUGCAACAGUUGAUAGUAUACUGUAAUCUGCGACAUUCUUUUGUAUUUUUCUUGUUUUGCCUAUGGGGUCCACAUUGUGAACCCCUCUGUAUCCAUUAGUCAUGAAUAAAUGCUCAACCUAGAAA
This is a messenger RNA of Macrobrachium nipponense, 7224 nucleotides long. RefSeq lists its product as uncharacterized. Gene Ontology annotation, biological process: proteolysis. The coding region runs from base 584 to 2413 and encodes 609 amino acids. Gene Ontology annotation, molecular function: zinc ion binding; nucleic acid binding; cysteine-type endopeptidase activity. The transcript has 7 exons. The record is from RefSeq and is a predicted model, not a curated record. Lineage: Eukaryota; Metazoa; Arthropoda; Malacostraca; Decapoda; Palaemonidae.